UUGGCUUAUACUGUUUAUGUUGACUUUUUUCUAACCGUUGACAAAUAGCUAAAAAUAUUUCAUCCGUGUUUAAAUAUAAUAUGUUUAGAAGAAUUUUGAUGUUCUAAUAUGUAAGAUGUUUUCAUAUUUCGAGAUAAUUUUAACUUUAUCAAAAAUUGUAUAACCAAUCAAAUUUAAUAGUUAUAUUUUGUAAUUGGUUUAGUUGUUUUUAAUUUUAUAAUUUUAAUAAUAUAUUUUAAAUAAAAAUAAAUUUUUUUAAUAACCGUGUUUUACUUAAAAGUUACAACGUUUUACAUUUAGGAACGAAGGGAGUAUCAACAUUCUCACUUUCAAUUGAAAACCAAAACAUGUUCAAAUUUCCUCAUGGUGCAAAUGAUGGCAUGGCACAAUUCGUAACCUUAUGUACAAAAAUUAACAGAUAAGUUGGGAAGGCCUUAUCUCAGCUCUCAAGCUAUAGAUGAAGAAGCCUCAAGCUUGAGCCCUAUAGCUAGCUGCUUAUUGUCCUUUCUCGUAAUUUACAGUUUCAUUAUUUUUUCAUUACCUUUUAUUUAUUUGUUUAUUUGUUUAUUUGUUUUUGCCAAAAGAAACUAUGAUCCCUGCCUCCAAUCCUUCACCCUCUUUCUCUCUCUCUUCCCUACACAGAAACAACACUACCAUCGAUAUAUUAUUGUACUAAAAUCGCAAAGUUUUGCUAAACCAAAGGUUUCAUACAGUUCUUCAUCGAUUAUUUCGUUGUUCUACAGAGAAAAGAACCUCGAAAGAAGACGUUAGUUCGUACCGGCGAUGGAUGGAAUGUACGGUUUUCAUCCAACCGACGGUGAUUACUCAGAUAAGGCGGUGCUUAUGAUGUCUCCUGAUAAUCUCAUGUUUCCUUCUGAUUACCAAACCUUGCUUUGCUCCUCCGCUGGAGACAAUCGUGUCUCUGAUGUAUUCGGAUCCGACGAACUACUAUCAGCAGCCGCCUCCGCUUUGUCGUCUGAGGCUGCGUCGAUCGCUCCUGAGAUUCCAAGAAACGAUGAUAAAGUCUCUCUCGGUGUCAUCAAGGGGAAGAUCGCUUGUCAUCCUUUGUAUCCUCGGUUACUCCAGGCUUACAUCGAUUGCCAGAAGGUCGGAGCGCCGCCGGAGAUAGCGUGUCUACUGGAGGAGAUUCAACGGGAGAGCCAUGUGCAUAAGCAAAACGUUGUCCCGUUGUCUUCUUCCUUCGGAGCUGAUCCUGAGCUUGAUGAAUUCAUGGAAACGUAUUGCGAUAUAUUGGUGAAAUACAAGUCGGAUCUCGCAAGGCCGUUUGAUGAGGCUACGACCUUCUUGAACAAAAUCGAGAUGCAGCUUCGGAACCUAUGCACUGGUGUUGAGUCUGACAGAGGACUUUCGGAAGAUGGUGCAGUUUCAUCCGACGAGGAACUGAAUGGAGGCGAUGAGAUAUUACAGGACGGGAAACAAAUAUGCGAAGAUCGUGAUCUCAAGGACAGACUGCUGCGUAAAUUCGGGAGCCGUAUAAGUUCUUUAAAGCUGGAGUUUUCAAAGAAGAAAAAGAAAGGAAAGCUACCAAAAGAAGCAAGACAAGCUCUUCUUGAUUGGUGGAAUGUUCAUUAUAAGUGGCCAUACCCUACUGAAGGGGAUAAGAUAGCUUUAGCUGAUGCAACGGGUUUAGACCAGAAACAGAUCAACAAUUGGUUUAUAAACCAAAGAAAACGUCAUUGGAAACCGUCAGAGAAUAUGCCUUUUGCGAUGAUGGACGACUCUAGUGGAUCAUUCUUUACCGAGGAAUGAAAGUUAUGGUAUUUAACGUUGGAUUAAAAAGAAAGAAAUGGAGGUGUUAUUGACAUGUUUCCUUCGUAAAAAUUCUGCUUUGCUAUGCCGACAAAAGAAAAAAAAAUGGGUACAUGAAUGGUUUAUUUACUCGGUCACAUGUAGGAAAGGACAAAGGGACAAGCCCAUCAAUGCUUUGUAACUAUUAUUAUCGGUGAAUAAAAGGGUUAUAUUUAUAAUCUA
Messenger RNA from Brassica rapa (field mustard), 1992 nucleotides. RefSeq names its product homeobox protein knotted-1-like 6. NCBI's taxonomy places the organism in Eukaryota, Viridiplantae, Streptophyta, Magnoliopsida, Brassicales, Brassicaceae. The record is from RefSeq and is a predicted model, not a curated record. Gene Ontology annotation, biological process: regulation of DNA-templated transcription. Gene Ontology annotation, molecular function: DNA binding; DNA-binding transcription factor activity, RNA polymerase II-specific. Gene Ontology annotation, cellular component: nucleus.